Molecule: messenger RNA, 1818 nt
Organism: Phytomonas sp. EM1
Lineage: Eukaryota; Euglenozoa; Kinetoplastea; Trypanosomatida; Trypanosomatidae
Source: the annotation of a GenBank genome assembly
AUGAGCCUUUGUGAAGUUAACGUGAACACAGUAGCCUCAGACUCAACAGGGGAUGUCAAAAAGAGCGGCGCUCCUCCAGUACUGGCCACAUACGUCAGCCCUCCACGCAAUCCAGGAGCUGCCGUCAUCGCGCAGCAACAAAGGCGCCUCGAGUCUGCUGGUAUGGGCUCUGGUUGUGCGACAAAAAAAUCGAUGUCUACGCAGGAAUACCCAACUAUGCCGGGACUGUGUGGUGGUGGUGGUGCCCCUUGUAUCGCCCCCCAACAUCAACAACAGCAUAUGAUGCUCAUGGCCGCCCUUGCCGCAGCCGCGGCUGCCGCACAAGAUGGGCCGGAUUCAUGUGCAAAAUGCCCCUGUCCAACAUGCGCGUAUUAUAGGGCAUAUUACCAUCAUUUCAUGAGCACGAAUGCUGAGACGCGAUGCCCAUCCACGUUGCCCCUCCCACUUCCUGCCCUCCCGCUCCCCAAUACCAUACCCAACGCGACGCCGCUCGUGGCAGGUGCCCGCAGGGGCGAUGAAGGUGGUGUGUUCCGCAACAUCGGCGCGGUCCCGGUUAUGUCGAUGCGGACGUCCACACUCGAAACCGGUCCGGUCUCGAACGCGACACCCACCCCAACAGACAGCGCGAUCGCUCCCGCCUCCAUGGUGACCGAGAGCCCCCCUCUGGAGGAGUUCUACCAGCGCUUCGUGGGUCACAUCGCGGACAUGGCGUGCACUUCAUCGGGAAAGACUUUCCUUCAGGCCUUGUUGCGCAGCCAAGAUAUGAACGUAUUGGAUUGUAUCAUCAAGGAGUUCUGUGAAGCCGGUUUGAACAGGAUUGCGAUUGACAACAACGGCUGCCACUUACUGCGGGCCGUUGUGGAGCAGUGCUCCGCGGGGCAAGUAACGGCGCUUAUUGGGUGCCUCAACGAAACACUCAUUUUGAACAUGUGCACCGUGUCUCAAUAUACUCGUCGCACAAUACAGUCACUCUUUCAAACACACUUACAGAAUGGCGUGGAUUUGCAGUCAGUUCUGACGGUCUUGUCACGGAAUGCCUCAUAUCUUGCAGCCACUCAGCAAGGCUGCAUCUCCCUGAUGCGUGUAUACGAAGUAUGUGAUGAUGCCCGUAAGGCGCUUAUCAUGGAACUGUUGUUGCCCUCUUUGGCUUAUAUCGCUCUCGACCCCUACGGCAACUAUGUCGUCCAAUGUGCCAUUGAACACAGUAACAAAAUGGUUGCUGCGCAAUACGUUGUUAACUACUUCGAAGGGCAUUUACUGUGUAUGAGCUGCGACAAGUAUGCCAGUAAUGUUGUCGAGAAAGUGAUCCGCUUCUGUGGUGACGUUCCGGCUGUGCGGCGGAUGCUGCUAGACGAGCUUGUUUACAACCCUGCAUCCUUGCAGGAGAUGGUUUUCGAUGGGUUUGGUAACUUUGUGGUGCAGUCUCUUAUUGAAUCCUCCCAACAGCCGAUGGAAUUAAAACGGAUACAUGACCGUCUGAAGCCCGCCCUCAUUAAUAGUCCGUUUGCGACCAAAAUCGAAGCAAAACUUAAAGCCCAGCAGCGUUAUGCAGGAGCAAGACCAGCCACGAUGAUGGAUAAGAGCGUCAACAGCAAUGAACGCAAUAUGGAUUGGACCCCUAAUUCAGCUGGGUCAUUUUCAAUGCAGCAACACAGUCGUACGGCACAGAACCUCCCUCUGUGUCCACACCCAGAAUCCCCUUCAAGGGCUACUCCCGUCAACAACACCUGCAGUCGUCAAGGCCAAAAAGCAGCAAGGAAGCAGGCUCGAUCUGCGCAAUGUAAGACCCUUCCGCAAGCGAAAGGGUCCGGGAACUAA